Sabethes cyaneus is the source of this 4465-nucleotide messenger RNA. It is a transcript of the gene FANCI, whose product is annotated as Fanconi anemia group I protein. The transcript is spliced from 10 exons. Bases 59 to 4465 code for a protein of 1468 amino acids. NCBI's taxonomy places the organism in Eukaryota, Metazoa, Arthropoda, Insecta, Diptera, Culicidae. Gene Ontology annotation, biological process: DNA repair. The record is from RefSeq and is a predicted model, not a curated record. Gene Ontology annotation, molecular function: DNA polymerase binding.
AUCAGCAACAGUUUCAAACUCAAUUGAUUUAUCAGUGAACAACUUAAGUAGCAAAAAAAUGCCACCAAAUAUUGCUGCCUCUAUAGUCAAACUCGGUCAGCAGAAGAAGAACGACGAACUAAAGGAAAUUUUAGAAAAGUUUCCGAUUAAAGAAUUAUCUGAUUUGGUCACAUCGAAUCUCAAAACGGCUGAUGCGUUCACACUGUGGCACUUCGUACUUGUCGGAUUGGCAUACUCUAGCAAAGCGAAGGAAAAACGAUUUGAGGUGACCCUGGCGGUACUGAAUCAGUUGAACAAAACCGAACUAAGUACAAAAAUUGUGUUCGACAUAGUUUCUCGGCUGGUGCUUGAUUUGCCGAAAUUCAGUGCCGAACAGUUGGUAGAAAUUAUGGAAUAUUGUCUGGAAUCAAUCCGGGCGGGAGAUCCUAAAUGCACCGGUUGGAAGGAUUUGUUUCCUGACGUGUUGAAACUAUUGCACGAGCAAGUGGGAAAGUUUAGCGCCAAUGGUUUCAUAUUGUCCGGUCACGAGUAUCGAAAGAAGGUGUUGGAUGAUUUAUUCAAGAUGAAGAUUCAGAAUGGUAUUAUGACAUCUUUUGCUGCCAUGUUCCGUGAGGUACCGUUAAGCAAAGAGGAAACCACGUCAGUAGUGGGAAAGAUUUGCGAUGCUGUACGAGGCUUUCAGCCGUUAGAGAUUCCAGCUUUGUCGUUCCAACUGUUUCAUAUUUGUCUUAAGUAUUCCAGCUUGCUAGUAUUGCCAAUCUAUGCAUUGCAAAAGUAUUUCCAUAAACAUUACUACAAGAAAAUACUGCAGAGCGAUGGAGCUGAUAGCACAGAUUUUGAUAGCAUUGAACCGGUAUCCGAUAAAGAAAUCCGAGAAGCGGAAGAGACCGUUCUUUAUCAUUUGUCUAAUGUCACGGAAUUCCGGUUGGACGAAGCACACGUAGUGGCUAUGUUUAAACCUUUCCAAUGCAUGCCUGAAUUUUUGUUGACGCCGUUCGUAAUCAGUGGCUUAAUUGCAAUGAGCAAAAUCAAUCGAACACCUGAUACUAUGAAAGUGGUAACCUCACAGGUGAUGUCUUUUCUCACAAAGCUAGUGGCUGAGAAUGAAAAUGAAAAACUAAUAUGCCGUCGUUCGGCAUGGUGUCGGGGACGAAUUGAAUCCGACGUUGUUCCUGACAUUGACCGUAUCCUGGCUAUUCUAACAGAGCACAGUCAAGAGGGCAUGGAAGUUGUUACGCCAGGAGUGAUUCAUUUUGGUUUUGCGCUAUUGAUUGCCAAGAAGCAGCCUCGAUUGCAUUCCAUUGCAAUAUCUUUUCUACAAAACUUUAUCAAAAAACGCUUCAUUUUUGGUGUUGGAAUAGUGGGAAAAUUGAAACAAUACCUUUUUGCCGAACUUGAGUCGCUACAGUUUUCGGAAUGUUUGAACACUCUGAGCUUAACCAAUGCGUUGACACUGUCGGAAUGUAAUUCGGCAAUUAAUUAUAUAUUGGAGUAUCUAUUAAUGAUUAACGGUGUCCACUCAAUGCGCAUAAUGACAUUUUUGUUCCCGUUGAUUCGUAUAUCACACACUAUACGAGACUCGUUCAUUGAAGUGCUUCGUAAGGCAAUGUACCACAGUGAAGUUAACACACGCAUGAUGGGUGUGUUUGGAUUCUGUGCUCUAUUGAAGCAAUUGAAAAACAAUAAUUCGCGUCGCUCAGUACUCGGCGGGUCCGCAGGAAAUCUUACUCAGCUUUCCAUUUCUGGUAUGUCCUUGCUAUCGCAGUCCACUUUAGGUCGAUCGGAUAAUCCUGACGUUCAUUUUGAUAUGUUGACAUUGGAAAUUUUGGGAAUUCUCAGGAGAUGCUUCACACAAACAAUUGUGGUUCGAGAGUUGCUUUACGAGAGUCUCGGUCGAGCGGUGGAAUUUAACUGUAAGCUAUUGCCCCAUGUACUGCAAUUUGCCGAUUUACACUUUAGUAGUUAUUUCAACGAGUCGCUGGAAGGUGCAUUGGUAAUUGAGUUUGAAAAAUGUGUCCGUUACAAGCAAGCCGAAACAGAUUCAGAAGAGGACGUAAUCGAUCCGCAAUCUCAGCAGAUUGAAGUUUUUGACAAUGUUGGCAAAUUGAUGUACCUAAUGGUGCAUUGUGUGACGCUGUGUGAUCAGCACAGUAUACAGCAUGACAACGAAGGUGUUCAUAAGAUACUAAAAGAUGUGAUAAAGCAAAUUGAGCAUAUUUCCUUGGAUAGUUUGGGAAUUAUUGGAACCCUCGAUUCCAAGACAUGUGUUAUUGGUUGUCAUUAUUUAAAUACGAUUGAAGCGGCCAUGUCUUAUUGCAUUUGGAAUGCGAAAACUGAUAAUAGCUAUCUUCGUGACCUGGUCAAACUGUUCAAGCACUACCAGAGUAGCUAUGAGAAUAUUAAGAAAAUGGAAACAAAAAAAGGUGGUAAAAGAGCGAACAAUGAAACCAUCGCCCUUACGGCUACAGGAGCAACUGCAAAAGGUGUGCCUUUUAAACCUGAUUGUAUUUUGGAUCUGGCGACAUUAGAGCGACUUUUGAAAAUUAUUUUUGACGAGUCAACCACGCAUGGACCUGAGCAGGACCUAGAAUCGCUCCGAUCGAAUCGUGAUUUUACGGUAUUUGUGCUGAAAGUGACUUCGGAAAAGUUGGAGGUCCUGCGUCAGACACCGGAGUAUUGGCAAAUCAAGCACAGCAAACGCGUUUUCAGUCACCUGUGCGAGUGCGGUAAAAGGAUAUAUGAUCGCGUUGUAAAGAAAACCAACGAGUUGUGUGGAAAUGGGAACAUACUUGUUGCCCUCGGUGGAGGUGAAUGUUUUCGACAAGCACUAUUGACCGCGCUAGCCGUGUACGAAAGAAAGUUAACUGACUUUUUGAGGUUAAUCAGUUGCUCUUUGGGUAGUAACUAUAAAGCUGUUUUACUCACAACCAUGCACGAAAUUAUUGAUCAGUACUUUGCUGAUGGAGCGGAAACCGAGACAGCCGGCGAGAAGACAGUUUGCAACUUAUUCCUUUGUUUAGAAAUCCUCUACCAGUCUAAUACUAUGGAAAUCGCUGAAAUCAAUGCAGCUUAUACAUGGCUGCAAAACUUCUGUGAAAACACUAAACUGAAGAUCAAAUCGCUUGGAAUUGUGCACAGAAUUCUUUUUGAUUUAAGAUUAAAAACUCAAACGGGUGCUUAUUUUGACACCGUUUCGAUGCUUGUCGAAAAGAAAUUCGGGCAGAUUGAAGCAGACGAUCUUGCACCAAGUUUUACGCUGAAAUCAAUCAGCUCAAUAACAGUGGAAUCCGCUCUGUACGCUUUGUGUAAUGUCCUUAAACAGCAGUUGGAUGAUGUGGACCAUUUUGUGUUGAGAACAAACAGUGUCCUUGGUCGACUGAAGAUCUACGGGCACGGCGAAAACGAUGAAUAUUUACAACAGUUGAAAUCUAUUGAAAGGUCUAUGUGUUCGCAACUUGUGCAUAUCAUAUCGGCUGCUACGCACUUGACGAAUUCACAGUUGCCUCUGGGAUCAUGCAUGGAUGCAUUGCUAAAACUGUUAAUCAAUGUUUAUUGCUGUCUUUCAAAUUUGACAAAACACUUCCUGACCAGACAUCCGGUGGCAGCUGUUUCUCAUGAUUCAACAAAGUUUAACUUGGUCAUCAAAUCAACCAAACAGUUGGCGGUCCGAAUAUACAACCUGUUUCCAUUUAUUGAAGAAAACAUUUUAGGUCAGCCUGAACAGGCAGAAAGCGACGAAGAGUCAAGCGAACCUUCCAAAUCAAAAAGUGCGGCGAAUGCCAAGCGUAACCGCGAGAAGGUACUUCGUCAAACCAAGCUCAUACCGAAGGUGGUAUUUCGCAUAGAAACGUUCAAUAAGUUCGUUCUGCUGCUAAGUAAGCGAACGAAGAAAGAUCUUACCUACUUGUUGCACAUUGGAACGGUUAGAGAUUUCCGCAUCAAGGAACCCGCGUUGGUGGAAGCCAUUAAAAAAGCAUGCGAUGGUAGGCAGGACGAGACAAACUCUGAAUUUGGAGAUUUGGCUGAUUUAGAGUACGAAGGAACAGAUCUGGGACCCUUGGUUAGACCAACUUCGUCUUCAAACAUGGGUGGUGUUAUCACUAGCAGCACUGUUUCCAUAGUGCCAGAAGAAAGUCAGCUUGAUCAGCAAGAAUCGAACACUGAUUUGUCAGAUGUAGGGAACGAAAAUUUGCUAAUGAAGAAUUUGGCGCUGCUGAAUGAAAAAAGUAAGCGACGGUCCAGGAAAAAACGGUCCAAUGCUGCAGAUGAGAAAGAAAUGGAAAAUCAUGCUGCCGAACAAGCUAAGAAAAGAAGAGUGACAAAAAAGAAGGCAGUGUCAUUGAUAAAUAAAACAGCAUUAGAAACGGCAAAUGAAAAAGCUUCAACAGUAGCAGCAGCAAUUUCAUCAUCAAAAACGUUGGGCCCAGGACGCCGAACUUCGAGGAGUUUAACUAAGAGGACAUAG